AAUGACCGUUUUGCACUGUGACAGACAAAGUAACCACCUUCAAGCAAUUACCGUUACCGCUUUGUGCCCAUUACCCAUCAGAUCUUAUGAACUGUCCGUGAGACCCACGUUUUGCUGGUUCACUCAGAUUCAAAACUCGCGACGUUUUUUCUUCUGCACAAAAUGGAUAUGGAAUCACCGAUCGGAGCUUCGCCUACGCCGCGGGGAACGCUCGAGGUUUUCCUCGUCAACGCCAAAGGACUUGAGAACACCGAUUUUCUGUCUAAUAUGGAUCCUUAUGCAAUCCUGACCUGCCGGACGCAAGAGAUGAAAAGCACCGUUGCAUCAGGUAAAGGUUCUGACCCUGAAUGGAACGAGACCUUCAUCUUUAAUGCAUCUGAAGGAGUUACUGAACUUAGAAUCAAGUUAAUGGAUAGUGAUAAUCUCUCUAAUGAUGACUUUGUUGGAGAAGCAAAAAUCUCCUUGGAGCCUGUCUUUUUGGAAGGGAGUAUUCCACAGCAAUCAUACAAUGUUGUGAAAGACGACCGUUUUUGCGGAGAGAUUCGAGUUGCCCUUACUUUCAAGAGAGAGAUGCAAAGGAGAUAUGAAGCCGAUGAGAGCUAUGGUGGUUGGAAAGAAUCGUCUAGAGAUUACUGAUCAAAAGUUAACUCUAGACUCUUCUAUGCUAAUUUUAAUUUUUGUGACACUCAUCGAAGUUGAAGAGUUUGUUUGAGAAGUGUCGAUGAGGGGGUGACACCAUGGUAUUUUUAUGAAUGUAUUACUAUUUCACACACAAAAUAACUUUAUAUAGUGAGUUUGCUCGCUUUGUGAUCAUGUUUGUCGACUUAUCAAUUUUAUCAUUAAUUUUUUUAUUUCGCGCGUCGAAUAAUGUAAUAAUCAAAAUAAGUAAGGUUGAUGUUAUUUUCUGACUGGAUUAGUUGAAAUUAUCUUAGAAGAACACUUUUAACUAUUUUUCAUAUUUUUGUUUAUAUUUCAACACAAU
Molecule: messenger RNA, 982 nt
Organism: Cuscuta epithymum
Lineage: Eukaryota; Viridiplantae; Streptophyta; Magnoliopsida; Solanales; Convolvulaceae
Source: the annotation of a GenBank genome assembly